This is a messenger RNA of Xenopus laevis (African clawed frog), 1491 nucleotides long. It is a transcript of the gene cnih1.L, whose product is annotated as cornichon family AMPA receptor auxiliary protein 1 L homeolog. The transcript has 6 exons. The coding region runs from base 143 to 625 and encodes 160 amino acids. The record is from RefSeq and is a predicted model, not a curated record. Lineage: Eukaryota; Metazoa; Chordata; Amphibia; Anura; Pipidae. Gene Ontology annotation, biological process: vesicle-mediated transport. Gene Ontology annotation, cellular component: membrane.
CUCUGAGUGCAACGUGCUACAUACCCACAAUACAAUUCAGGAAGUGGGGCGCGCUCCCGCCUCUUAGGCCGAGUAACCGGUGAAUGAUUUUUCCCAUCAGUCUCCGCUUCGGACGAAUAAUACUCUUCUUCUCUGGCUGACCAUGGCGUUCACGUUCGCGGCCUUUUGUUAUAUGCUGGCUUUGCUUCUGACGGCGGCGCUCAUCUUUUUUGCUAUCUGGCACAUUAUUGCUUUCGAUGAAUUGAAAACCGACUACAAAAAUCCUAUAGACCAAUGUAACACCCUCAACCCUACAUUUGAAAAGCUCAAAAAGAUUAAAAGAGUCAAAAUUGCACUCAAGCUUGUGCUUCCUGAGUAUCUGAUUCAUGCUUUCUUCUGUAUCAUGUUUCUGUGUGCUGCGGAGUGGCUAACCUUGGGUUUAAACAUGCCUCUUUUGGCUUACCAUAUUUGGAGGUAUACGAGUAGGCCGGUCAUGAGUGGACCAGGACUGUAUGAUCCAACAACAAUCAUGAAUGCUGAUAUACUAGCCUACUGUCAAAAGGAAGGGUGGUGCAAGUUAGCUUUUUACCUUCUGUCAUUUUUUUACUACCUGUAUGGAAUGAUCUAUGUGCUGGUGAGCUCCUAAAGACACAGAUUUCUGAAGAUCGUGGUUCCAGUUCCAUGCAUGCAAAAGUUUAACACUAUAGGCAUUUGGUUUGGAAACAACUGAUUAUGUGCCAGAUUGAGUCCCUGGAUUGCGUUUCCUAAAUGGAAAAGUCUGCCUCCCAAAUUUUAAACCCAGUUUGCAUAUAGUGUGCUGCAGGGAAGAUUUUGGAUAUUUUAUGAAGACUGGAAAAUGUUUUAUUUUAUCAAGUAAAGAGCUGGUCAGGGUUUUUUAAAUUAUAUCCUUUAACCCCUUUAUUUACAGUGUAUCUAUCACAAUAUAACUUUCCUUUAUAUAAUGACCCCUGUUUAGUUAAUUUUUCAGGUAUGAUUUUGACAUAAUACCAAAUAGCCAUAGACUGGCUGCAGAUACACACAUGCUUUAAAAUUCUCAGUCUGCAGUAGAAAGGUUUACAAUGCAACUGAGUAGCUGUUUACCCUGUUAAAUAUUUUGCACUCCAUUAAAAAAACAAAAAACAAACUGAUGUUCGUAAAUUGGUCUGGUACAUUCAUAACUAGCAGCAAUCUCCUGUUUAAACUCAUAUUACCUUCAGUAGUGAUCCUAAAAUUGCUUGCACAUAUAAAUAUUUCAUAUACUGCCCCAAAACCCAGAAUUGGGUGUUGCAAUGCAGUGUUAACCGACCAGUGAUUCCGUAAGUGAACUUUCACAAGGCUGUGGGCACUGGCUUUCCGCAAUAUCGCUGCUUGUUGAUUCAUGAAGAUGAAUUAGAGUUUGGCCAACAAGUUUUUCUUUUGCACUAUGUCCUCUGACGAUAUUCAUCACUUCCAAGAAAUGUUUUUAAUUGGAAAGGCAUUAAAAUUAAAUAAUAAAAUGAAACGUUCAAAUUU